Molecule: messenger RNA, 13440 nt
Organism: Acanthamoeba castellanii str. Neff
Lineage: Eukaryota; Discosea; Longamoebia; Acanthamoebidae
Product: Dynein heavy chain protein
Exons: 14
Coding region: 1-13440 (4479 amino acids)
Biological process (GO): microtubule-based movement
Cellular component (GO): dynein complex
Molecular function (GO): minus-end-directed microtubule motor activity; dynein intermediate chain binding; ATP hydrolysis activity
Source: RefSeq, a predicted model, not a curated record
AUGGAGACGGUCACCGCCGAGAGCGGGGCGGUCACUGUGGGCAUGGAGGAUGUGACCGCGGUGGAAAACUUCAUCGCGGGCGUAUGCCCCUAUCUGCUCGGGGCAUCGAAGGAUGACAUCACGUCGGCCCUGCACACCCCCGAUGCCACUUUCAAGCUAAAGAAAUUCGCAAGUGACCCCAAGAAUCCCGUGCUCUUCAUCAAUCUUGCCGCACCUGACGAUGAGGAGGUAGAGGAAGGGACCGUGAGUGCAGGAGCGAAGCCGACGAUUUCGAUCGAGCUGGAGGUUUCGUUCGUGAAUGAAAAGUCGAGCAGCGUUGCCAUCAUCAAGACGCAGCCCGAUGCCGUUUUUGAUGGCGGCAAGGACUUCGUGGGCCAGCUGCAAGUGAUCAAGCUGAACGGCUCGCCAUUCGAUUCGCUGCACGCGUUUCUGCAUCACUCCCUCAACCCCUUCUUCCGAUCGUUCAUGAAGGCGGGAGGCAAGAAGAGCGACAAGGAUCCCAAGGGCGUCGUCGAAAAGAAGAUGGCCGAGCUGGAGCUCACCCUCUACAACUGCAAGCAAAAUGUACAGAUCGAGCAGGUCAAGCUCUCCUUCCACCCCGACAUUGCCCAAGCCGCCAAGAAGGACGGCGGCCGUACGCUUCGAGUCGAGGACUUGGGCGAGCACGCCACGGAGACCCACUUCCUCAACUCGCUCCAGGCCAUGGUGAACGUGUGGAUUCGCAACAUCCAGAAGGUCACCAAGCACGAACGAAUCGAGACGAUGCCGGCUGGCAGCGAAACGCUACAGGAGAUCAAGUUCUGGGUCGAGCUUGAGGGCGUCCUUCAGAACAUCACCGACCAGCUCGAGACGCCCGAGUCCCAGUGCACCCUGAACGCGUUGAAGCAGGCCAAGCGCUUCCACGCCACGGCUGCAUUCGACACGGACACGAUCGGCCUCAAGAAGGCCAAGGAGGUGGUGGCCCAGUACAAGCCCAUGAUGAAGGACUUCCCCAUCGACGACCUCCUCACCGCGGCCGAGGUGAGCAAGAUCUCCGAGGCGGUCAAGGCCAUCUUCACGCACCUCAAGCGCACGAAGAACGCCUACUAUCCGAUCAACCGCUACCUGCAGCUCGUCGAGGCCAUCUCCCGGGACCUGUGCAGCAAGGUGCUGAGCAUCCUCCGCACCAAGCGGCUCAUGCACAUGAGCUACGCCGACUUCGACCGGGUCACCGGCGACUGCAAGCAAGUCUUUGCCGUGUGGGAGGACGAGUUCGAGUCCUUCCGCGACUCCAUCCGCGAGAUCGCCAAGAAGCGAAACAAGGAGAAGAUCCCGCUCAAGAUCAACGCUGAGAACCGGCAGCUCCAGGAGCGCAUCGACGAGGUGCGCAAGUUCAGGCAGCAGCACGAGGAGCUCCACGGCGUUGUCUCGCGCGUGCUGCCCAGCGGCGUGGCCGGUCCCGGCGGCAUCAACCCCAGCAAGGAGAUUCACGAGGCCUACCAGCUCGUCAUCCAGCUCGACGUCCUCGACCUCUCGCCCGAGGGCGCGGAGGCCUGGCGCGCCGGUGUCAAGAAGUAUGAGGGGAGGAUCGAUCGCGUGGAGACGCACAUCACGGACCAGCUCUGCGACAGGCUCGCCACGGCCAAGAACGCCAGCGAGAUGUUCCGCGUGUUCAGCAAGUUCAACGCCCUCUUCUUCCGCCCGCGCGUGCGCGAGGCCAUCCAGCUCUACCAGGCCCAACUGAUCGAGCGCGUCAAGGACGAUAUCAAGGUCUUGCACCAUAAGUUCAAGCAGCAGUACUCCAACUCGGAGGCCUCCUACAUGGCCCAGCUGCGCGAUCUGCCGCCGAUUGCGGGAGCCAUCAUCUGGGCCACCCAGAUUGAGCGCCAGCUGGCCGCCGAGAUGAAGCGCGUCGAGGACAUCCUGGGCAAGGGCUGGGAGGUCGACGUGCAGGGCCAGAAGCUCAAGGCCGACGGCGAGCGCUUCCGGCGCAAGCUCAACACGAGCGUCAUCUUCGAGGAGUGGGUCAAGGACGUCGAAAGCCGCAACUUCCAGAUCUCCGGUCGUCUGCUGGACGUGGCGCGGAAGGGCGCCAAGCUCAACCUCGACGUGCACUUCGACCCGCAGAUCAUCACCCUCUUCAAGGAGGUCCGCAACCUGCAGGCGCUCAACUUCCGCGUGCCGCUGCAGAUCAUCCUGCUGGCCUCCAGCGCCAAGCAGGUCUACCCGUUCGCCGUCUCCCUCAAGGAGUCGGUCCGCACCUACAUUCAGUCCUGCGCGCGCGUGGGCGGUGAAGUGGCGCCGCUCGUUGCGGCCUACAAAAAGGACGUACAGACGCUUCUCAACGAGGGCUUCCACUCCAAGUGGGAGGCCGGCUCCAAGCUGGAGCCCUACGUGCGCCGCCUUGCCGACGCCGUUUCCACCUUCCGGGACAAGGUGGACGAGCUGCUGACCAAGCACGAGAAGAUCGUGCAGUGUAUGGAGCAGCUGGGCAGCUGCCCCAUCCACGGCCCUGCGCUGCACAGGAUCGCGUCGAAGCUGCAGGAGGCUGUGGACGAGCUCAACCUGGCCGGGUACUCCAACCUGGACGCCUGGGUGCGUCGGCUGGACAAGCAGCUCGAGGCCAUCCUCACCGAGCGGCUGCUGCAUGCCCUCGACGCCUGGCUCUCGACUUUCUCCACCGACGGCUCCGCGCCCGCCGCCGACGGUCAGGGCAGCGGAUCCGAUGCGCUCGUCGUGGCGGGCGGCGACUCGUCGUCGUCCCCGCGGAAGGACGCCCAGGAAGCGGCGCGCCACCGGCCGCUGAUCCGUACGUCGGUGCACGAGGUGCUCAUCCGAAACCAGAUGAUGCACCUGCAGCCGCCCCUGCACCACGCGCGCCAGACGUUCCUGCAGCAGCUGUCGGCCUACCUGGGCACCAUCUGCGACCUGCCGCGGCUGCAGAGCUCGCGGUACGACGCGUCGCUGUCGCACAAGAAGGACGCCGAGCGCGCACCGCCGCCGACGUACCGGCACCUGCUGGCGCGGCUGCCGGAGGGCGCCCUGCGCAAGGUCUACGAGGCCAUUGAGGAGCGGCUGCGGCAGGUGUCCGAGUACGUGGACAUCUGGCUGCAGUACCAGGCCCUGUGGGACAUGGAGGCGUCGACGGUGUUCAACCGGCUGGGCGAGGACCUGAGCCUGUGGCAGCGGCUGCUCGAGGAGAUCAAGCGCUCGCGGCGCACGUUCGACAACUCGGAGAGCGAGAAGCGGUUCGGGCCGGUGGUGGUGGUCUACGGCCAGGUGCAGUCGUCGGUGUCGCACAAGUACGACCUGUGGCACAAGGACAUCCUGCAGCGCUUCGCCAGCCGCAUGAGCGAGGCCAUGCGCGCCUUCUACGCCACCAUCAGUGGCGCGCGCACGGAGCUCGAGCGGCACCAGGUCGAGGCCGAGUCGACGGCCGACGCGGUGGUGUUCAUCCUGCGCGUGCAGGAGAUCCGCAAGAGCCUGCCCGCCUGGGGCGAGGAGCUGCGCACCUACGCCAACGGGCAGGAGCUGCUGCGGCGCCAGCGCUACAGCUUCCCGGCCGACUGGCUCGAGUACGACAUGGUCGACGGCGAGUGGCACGUGUUCAACGAGAUCCUGCAGCGCAAGACCGACUCGCUCAACGCGCAGAUCCCGUCGCUGCAGAUGAAGGUGGCCGCCGAAGCCAAGCUGCUCGACGAGCGCAUCCGCCAGUUCGCCGACGACUGGGCCGCGCAGCGCCCGGUGUCCGGGGACACGCGCCACUCGGCCGCGCUUGACACGCUCCGCAUCUUCGACGGGCGGCUGGUGCGGCUCAAGGAGGAGCACACGCGCAUCGCGGCGGCCAAGCAGGCGCUCGACCUGGAGCCCUCGGGCGAGGACCAGCUGGGCGCCAUUGAGGAGGAGAUGCGCGACCUCAAGGAGGUGUGGUCCAAGCUCGCGCAGGUGUGGGCCAACCUCGACCAGCUCAAGGAGACCCCCUGGUCGGCCGUCAUGCCGCGCAAGGUGCGCCAGGCGCUCGACGACAUCCUGGCGGCGCUUAAGACGCUGCCCAACCGCGUGCGCCAGUACUCGGCCUUUGAGCACCUGCAGACCACGGUCAAGGACUACCUCAAGGCCAACGUCGUGGUGGCCGACCUGCACUCGGAGGCCGUCAAGGAGCGCCACUGGAAGGAGCUGCGGCGCAAGCUCAACGCGCAGUGGCUGCUCAACGAGCUCACGCUGGGCGACGUGUGGGCCACCGACGUCAACAAGUACGCCGGCCUCUACAAGGAGGUGCGCCAGUACUGGGAGACGGCCGAGCUCGACCUGGUCAACUACCAGAACAAGUGCCGCCUCAUCCGCGGCUGGGACGACCUCUUCGCCAAGCUCGCCGAGCACUCCAACUCGCUGGGCGCCAUGCGCAUGUCGCCCUACUUCAAGGUCUUCGAGGAGGAGUCCACCGGGUGGGAGGACAAGCUCUCGCGCCUCCAGAACCUGUUCGACGUGUGGAUGGACGUCCAGCGCCGCUGGGUCUACCUGGAGGGCAUCUUCUCCGGCUCGGGCGACAUCCAGCACCUGCUCCCGCAGGAGUCGGCCCGCUUCCGCGCCAUCAACACCGAGUUCGUCGCCCUCCACAAGAAGGUGAGCGCCGCCCCGCGCGUGCUCGAGGUGCUCCACAUCGAGGGCAUCCACCGCCAGAUGGAGCGCCUCGCCGACCUCCUCGCCAAGAUCCAGAAGGCACUCGGUGAGUACCUCGAGCGCCAGCGCUCCGCCUUCCCGCGCUUCUACUUCGUCGGCGACGAGGACCUGCUCGAGAUCAUCGGCAACAGCCGCGACAUCGUCAAGAUCCAGAAGCACCUCCGCAAGAUGUUCGCCGGCCUCGCCGCCCUCGUGCUCGACGACUCGCAGACCGAGAUCCUGGGCAUGGCCUCGCGCGAGGGCGAGACCGUCAUGUUCAAGCGCGUCGUCUCGCUCAAGGACCACCCCAAGAUCUACGAGUGGCUCGCCCAGGUCGAAAACGAGAUGAAGCACACCCUGGCCUCGGCCACCGCCGACGUGCUCGCCGAGAUGAACGCCCUCCAGCCGCAGGGUCCCGACGCCCCGCUCGACGUGCCCGCCUACCUGGGCUGGAUCGACCGCUGCCCCGCGCAGCUGCUGCUCAUCGCCACCCAGAUCGGCUGGACCCGCCAGGUGGAGGACGCCCUCACGGCCGCCGCCUCCGGUGGUGGCUCGCAGGCCCUCGCGGCCGUGGUGGCCGACGUGGAGACCAAGCUGGCGCACCUGGCCGACGCCGUGCUGGAGGACAUCCCGGCGAUGAAGCGCAGCAAGCUCGAGUACCUGAUCACCGAGUGCGUGCACCAGCGCGACGUCACGCGGCAGCUCGUGGCCGACGGCGUGGCGUCGGCGGCCGACUUCGCGUGGCUCUACCAGAUGCGCUUCUACUGGGACGAGACGGCGGAUUCGUUCCUCAAGAAGGUGGUCAUCCGCAUGGCCGACGCGUCGUUCGCCUACGGGUGGGAGUACCUGGGCGUGGCCGAGCGCCUCGUGCAGACGCCGCUCACCGACCGGUGCUACCUGACGCUCACGCAGGCGCUCGAGAGCCGCAUGGGCGGCAGCCCGUUCGGCCCGGCCGGCACGGGCAAGACGGAAACGGUCAAGGCGCUGGGCCAGCAGCUGGGCCGGUUCGUGAUCGUGUUCUGCUGCGACGAGAACUUUGACUUCCAGGCCAUGGGCCGCAUCUUCGUGGGCCUGUGCCAGUGCGGCGCGUGGGGCUGCUUCGACGAGUUCAACCGGCUCGAGGAGCGCAUCCUGUCGGCCGUGUCGCAGCAGAUCCAGGCCAUCCAGCUGGCGCUCAAGGAGAAGGCCAAGGAGGUGGAGAUCAUCGGCAAGGCCGUCAAGGUCAACCAGUCCAUGGGCGUGUUCGUCACCAUGAACCCGGGCUACGCCGGGCGGUCCAACCUGCCGGACAACCUCAAGCAGCUAUUCCGCGGCGUGGCCAUGAUCCAGCCGGACCGCGAGCUCAUCGCGCAGGUCAUGCUCUACUCGCAGGGCUACCGCACGGCCGAGCGGCUGGCCAGCAAGGUGGUGCCCCUGUUCAAGCUCUGCGAGGAGCAGCUCUCGGCCCAGUCCCACUACGACUUCGGCCUCCGCGCGCUCAAGUCAGUGCUCGUGUCGGCGGGCAACAUCAAGCGCCAGACUCCGACGCCGGGCGACCUCGACGAGGCCGGCAUCCAGGCCUUCGAGCAGGAGAUCCUCCUCCGCUCCAUCUGGGAGACCGUCACGCCCAAGCUCGUCGCCUCCGAUGUGCCCCUCUUCACGGGCCUCCUCUCCGACGUGUUCCCGCGCGUCGCCGUCGUCGCCACCGAGCUCGCCGUGCUGCGCGACCACAUCGCCGCCAUCUGCCGCGAGCGCCACCUGGUGCCGGCCCCGCAGUGGAUCGACAAGCUCGUGCAGCUCUACCAGGUGCUGCUCCUCCGCCACGGCUGCAUGAUGGUCGGACCCUCGGGCUCGGGCAAGACCGCGUCGUGGGCCGUGCUCCAGAAGGCCCUCGAGCGCAUGGACGGCGUGGAGACCAAGGCCUACGUGCUCGACCCCAAGGCCAUCACCAAGGACAGCCUCUUUGGCACCCUCGACGCCACCACCCGCGAGUGGACCGACGGCCUCUUCACCGCGCUCCUCCGCAAGAUCGUCGACAACCUCCGCGGCGAGGCCCACAAGCGCCACUGGAUCAUCUUUGACGGCGACGUCGACCCCGAGUGGGUCGAGAACCUCAACUCGCUCCUCGAUGACAACAAGCUCCUCACCCUGCCCAACGGCGAGCGCCUCGCCCUCCCCAACAACGUGCGCGUCAUGUUCGAGGUCCAGGACCUCAAGUACGCCACCCUGGCCACCGUCUCCCGCUGCGGCAUGGUCUGGUUCUCCGAGGAGACCCUCACCACCCAGAUGCUCUUCGCCCGCUACCUCACCCGCCUCCGCGAGGAGCCCUUCGACGAGCAGGAGCGCGACCAGCUCCUCCGCCGCCGCACCGUCACCGACGGCCCCAAGGACGAGUGGGUGCCGCCGGGUCUCCAGGUGCAGCGCCAGGCCGCCGAUGUGCUGGCGCCGCUGCUGGCCGAGGAGGGCCUCGUGGAGAAGUGCCUGACGUGGGUCGCAGGGCGCGACUCACACAUCAUGGACCUCACGCGGCUGCGCGUGAUCGAGGCCAUGUUCUCGCUGGUCAACAAGGGCGUGGUCAACGUCAUCGAGUACAACCAGAACCACGCGGACUUUGCGCUGCCCGUGGACGUGGCCGACCGCUACGUAGCCAACCGGCUGUGCUACUCGAUCAUGUGGGGCUUCGGCGGGUCGAUGCCGCUGGUGGAGCGCGAGGCCCUGGGCGGCUUCAUCGCCGGGCAGACGACGCUGCCCAUGCCACCGCUCACCGAGUCGACGUCGCUGCUGGACUACUGGCCGUCGGUGGAGGACGGCGAGUGGAAGCCGUGGACGGUGCGGGUGCCGCAGGUCGAAGUGGAGUCGCACCUGGUGGCGUCGCCCGACGUGGUCAUUCCGACGGUGGACACGGUGAGGCACGAGGACGCGCUCAAGGCGUGGCUGGCCGAGCACCGGCCGGUGGUACUGUGCGGCCCGCCGGGGUCGGGCAAGACGAUGACGCUCAUGUCGUCGCUCAAGGCGCUGCCGGACCUGGAGCUGGUGUCGCUCAACUUCUCGUCGGCGACGACGCCCGAGCUGCUGCUGAAGACGUUCGACCAGCACUGCGAGUACAAGCGCACGCAGGAGGGCACCGUGCUGCAGCCCACGGUCAUGGGCAAGUGGCUGGUGAUCUUCUGCGACGAGUGCAACCUGCCGGCGGCCGACAAGUACGGCACGCAGCGCGUGAUCACGUUCCUGCGGCAGCUCGUGGAGCAGAACGGCUUCUGGCGCACGAGCGACCACCAGUGGAUCACGCUGCACCGCAUCCAGUUCGUGGGCGCCUGCAACCCGCCCACCGACGCCGGGCGCGUGCCGCUCACGCACCGGUUCCUGCGCCACGUGCCGCUCCUCCUGGUGGACUUCCCGUCGGCCGAGUCGCUGCGCCAGAUCUACGGCACCUUCUACCGCGCGCUGCUCAAGCUGCAGCCGGCCCUGCGCGGCCACGCUAGCGCGCUCACCGAGGCCAUGGUCGAGUUCUACCUGGCCUCGCAGCAGCGCUUCGUGCCCGACAUGCAGGCCCACUACAUCUACUCCCCGCGCGAGCUCUCGCGCUGGAUGCGCGCCCUGCUCGAGGCCCUCAAGCAGGUCGAGGGCCUCGCCCUGGAGGACCUCAUGCGCCUGUGGGUGCACGAGGGCCUGCGCCUCUUCCAGGACCGCCUGGUGAGCCGCGACGAGGCCCGCUGGACCGACGAGACCAUCGACGCCAUCGUGCUCAAGCACUUCCCGAGCCUCGACCCGCGCUGCCUCGCGCGCCCGAUCCUCUUCUCCAACUGGCUCUCCAAGGAGUACGCCCGCGUAGAGCGCGAGGCCCUCCGCGACCACGUCAAGGCCCGCCUCAAGGUCUUCUACGAGGAGGAGCUCGACGUGCCGCUCGUCGUGUUCGACGAGGUGCUCGACCACAUCCUCCGCAUCGACCGCGUGCUCCGCCAGCCCCAGGGCCACGCGCUCCUCAUCGGCGUCUCGGGCGGCGGCAAGACGGUGCUGUCGCGCUUCGUGGCGUGGAUGAACGGCCAGUCGAUCUUCACCAUCAAGGUCAACAACCGCUACACGGCCGAGGACUUUGACGACGACCUGCGCCACGUCAUGAAGCGCGCCGGCUGCAACGACGAGCGCAUCUGCUUCAUCUUCGACGAGUCCAACGUGCUCGACUCGGCCUUCCUCGAGCGCAUGAACACCCUCCUGGCCUCAGGCGAGGUGCCGGGCCUCUUCGAGGGCGAGGAGUGGACCUCGCUCAUGCACGCCUGCCGCGAGGCCGUCCAGCGCCACGGCCUCCUGGCCGACACCGAGGACGAGAUGUACAAGUGGUUCACCCUCCAGGUGCGCCGCAACCUCCACAUCAUCUUCACCAUGAACCCGGCCUCGCCCGACUUCCACAACCGCUCGGCCACCUCGCCGGCCCUCUUCAACCGCUGCGUGCUCGACUGGUUCGGCGAGUGGUCCCCGUCGGCGCUCUUCCAGGUCGGGUCCGAGUUCACCCAGAACGUCGACCUCGACGACCCGGCCUACCGCAUCGCGCCCGACGCGCUCCUCCUGCCCGACCUCGCCGACCUCCCGCUCGCCGGCUCCGGCGGCGUCGUGGGCGGUGCGCCCGACGCGCUGUCGCACCGCGAGGCCGUGGUGGCGGCGUUGGUCUACAUCCACGGCACCAUCAACGAGGCCAACCUGCUGCUGCACCGGCAGGCGGGCCGGUCCAACUACGUGACGCCGCGGCACUACCUGGACUUCAUCUCGCACCUGGUGCACCUGGUGGGCGAGAAGCGCGAGGAGCUCGAGGAGCAGCAGCUGCACGUGAACGUGGGCCUGCAGAAGCUGCGCGACACGCAGCAGCAGGUGGCCGACCUGCAGAAGAGCCUCCAGGAGAAGAGCAAGGUGCUCGAGGCCAAGCAGGCCGAGGCCAACGAGAAGCUGGCGCAGAUGGUGCAGGACCAGCAGGUGGCUGAGCAGAAGCGCGCCGCCGCGCAGGUGCUCUCCGGCCAGAUGGAGAAGCAGAACGCCGAGAUCCAGGUAAAGAAGGAGCGCGCCUACGCCGACCUCGAGAAGGCCGAGCCCGCUGUCGAGGAGGCCCGCAGCGCCGUGUCGGGCAUCAAGAAGGAGCACCUCGAGGAGAUCCGCGCCCUCGCGCGUCCGCCCGAAAAGGUCAAGAAGACCCUCGAGGCCGUCUCCAUCCUGCUGCACCACAAGAAGCUCGACUGGAACAACACGCGCAAGCUGCUCAUGGACAAGGCCUUCAUCCCGUCCAUCGUCCAGUUCGACUCCAACGCCAUCUCGGCCAAGGACCGCCAGGCCAUCCAGGCCGAGUACCUCUCCGACAAGGAGUUCAACUUUGAGAGCGUCAACCGCGCCUCCAAGGCCUGCGGCCCGCUCGUGUCGUGGAUCAUCGCCCAGAUCUCCUACUCUGAUAUCCUCAACCGCAUCCAGCCCCUGCGCCAGGAGGUGGCCGACCUCGAGGCCGCCGCGAGCGACCUGGCGCGCAAGCAGGACGAGCUGCAGGCCACGAUCGCCGACCUGGAGCGCUCGAUCGGGCGCUACAAGGACGAGUACGCAGCGCUCAUCGCGCAGGCGCAGGCCAUCAAGACCGAGAUGGCGACGGUGGGGGCCAAGGUGGAGCGCUCGAUCGCGCUGCUGUCCAACCUCUCGUCGGAGCGCGACCGAUGGGAGGCCUCGUCGGCGGCGUUCAAGGCCGCCAUGGCGACGGUGGUGGGCGACUCGAUCCUGGCGGCGGCCUUCGUGGCCUACAUCGGCGUGUUCGACCAGCGCUACCGGGCCAUGCUCCUGACGCAGUGGAAGGCGCGUCUCACCGACCUGGGCCUCACCUUCAAGCCCGACCUCUCGGUGAUCGAGUACCUGUCGGACUCGGACCGCCGGCUGGCGUGGCAGGCCAACUCGCUGCCGGCCGACGAGCUGUGCGUGGAGAACGCGAUCAUGCUGGAGCGGUUCAACCGGUACCCGCUCGUGAUCGACCCGUCGGGCCAGGCCUCGGAGUUCCUCAUGCAGCAGUACCGCGAGCGCAAGAUCAAGAAGACGUCGUUCCUCGACGCCGCCUUCAUGAAGAACCUCGAGUCGGCGCUGCGGUUCGGCACGCCGCUGCUCGUGGAGGACGUGGAGUCGAUCGACCCGGUGCUCAACCCGGUGCUCAACAAGGAGAUCCGCAAGACGGGCGGCCGGAUCCUCAUCCGGCUGGGCGACCAGGACGUGGACUUCUCGCCCUCGUUCGUCAUCUUCCUCUCCACGCGCGACCCCAACGCCCACUUCACGCCGGAUCUGUGCUCGCGCGUCACCUUUGUCAACUUCACCGUCACGCCGGGCUCGCUCCAGGAGCAGUGCCUGCACGAGGUGCUCAAGGUCGAACGGCCCGACAUCCACCAGAAGCGCGUCGACCUCAUGAAGCUCCAGGGCGAGUUCAAGGUGCGCCUGCGCGGCCUCGAGAAGGCCCUCCUCGAGGCCCUCAACGAGUCCCAGGGUUCGAUCCUCGACAACGACCACGUCAUCGCCACCCUCGAGCGCCUCAAGACCGAGGCCGGCGAGAUCAACCAGAAGAUGCGCGACACCGAGAACGUCAUGGGCGAGAUCAGCCUCGUCUCGGCCGAGUACAACCCGCUCGCCCUGGCCUGCUCCUCGAUCUACUUUGCCCUCGAGCAGGCCGCCUCCAUUCACUUCCUCUACCAGUUCUCCCUCCGCUUCUUCCUCGCCCUCUUCCGCGCCGUCCUCCACGACAACCCCAAGCUCGCCGCCGUGCGCGGCGCCGCCGACCGCCUCGCCAUCCUCAGCGCCGACAUGUUCACCAUCGCCUUCCAGCGCGUCGCCCGCACCCUCCUCCACGAGGACCAGCUCCCGUUCGCCCUCCGCCUCCUCCAGAUCCGCCUCCGCGACGCCCCCGCCGCCCACCAGUUCGACCCGCGCGAGCUCGACUACGUCCUCAAGGGCGCCGACGUCACCGUCACCGCCGCCGUCACCGCCCCCGCGAGCCUCACCGCCCUGCCCUUCGUCACCGAGGGCCAGGCCAAGUACCUGGCCGAGCUCGAGAAGGCCCUCCCCGGCGGCCCCUUUGCCGGCAUCGUCGAACACGUCGCGGCUCAUCCCGACGAGUGGCGCCUCUUCUUCGAGGACGCCAACGGCGAGCGCGCCGUGCCCGAGUCGUGGGCCAACGCCGGAGCCAACGCCGGCGCGGCCGAGUCAGUGCGCCUCUUCCGCACGCUCACCCUGCUCAAGGGCCUCCGCCCGGACCGCAUCAUCGCCGGCGGCAGCGCGCUCGUGCAGGCCCUCUUUGCCGGCUCCGGCAGCGGCGGAGACUUUAUCCACCUGCCGGAGCUCGACCUGGGCGCCGUCGUGGAGCGCGAGGCCGGGCCGUCGACGCCGCUGGUGCUGUGCUCGAUGCCCGGCUACGACGCGUCGUACAAGGUCGACGACCUGGCGGCGCGCACCAAGCGGCCCUACAAGUCGCUGGCCAUCGGGUCGGCCGAGGGCUUCGACCAGGCCGAGAAGGCCAUCCAGGCCGGGGCCAAGGCGGGCACGUGGGUGCUGCUCAAGAACGUGCACCUGGCCCCGCAGUGGCUGGUCAACCUCGAGAAGAAGCUCCACUCGCUCGAGGCCAAGCCCGGCUUCCGCCUCUUCCUCACCUCCGAGACCUUUGAGUUCAACGAGUCCGACAUGCGCUGCGCGCUCGACACCAUCGACACCUGGGUCGACCGCAUCCCGUGGAGCGCCCUCAAGACCCUCCUCGCGCAGACCGUCUACGGUGGCCGCAUCGACAACCCGUUCGACCAGCGCCUCCUCGAGUCCUUCCUCGACCACCUCUUCCGCCCGCAGGCCUUUGACGAGGCCUUCCCGCUCACCCCCUACGCCCUCGCCGACGCCGGCGAUCGCCUCACCGCGCCCGAGGGCAAGUCGCGCGAGGACUUUGCCCGCUGGGUGCGCGAGGCCAUCCCCAAGCGCGAGACGCCCGGCUGGCUCGGCCUCCCCGAGAAUGCCGAGAUGAUGCUCCUCUGGCUGCUGCUCAUCCCGGCGCCCGCCAAGGCCCACGCCGAGGCGGCGGUAAGCGAGGAGCAGCUGCAGGACCCGCUCUACCGUUGUUUCGAUCGCGAGAUGCGGGCCGGCAGGUCGCUGGUGACCAAGGUGCGGCACGACCUGGGCCAGGUCAUCCAGGCCUGCCGCGGCGAGAUCAAGCAGACCAACUACCUGCGCGCCCUCAUCACCGACCUCUCCAAGGGCGUCGUGCCCCGCGACUGGCGCCGCUAUGCCAUCCCCGAGUCCGUGGGCGUGGGCGCCUGGCUCGUCGAUCUCGCCGAGCGCCUGCAGCAGCUCGAGCGCCUUAGCGGCGACAUGCUCCGCUCGCCCCGGCCGGCCCUCACCGUGUGGCUCGGCGGCCUCUUCUUGCCCGAGGCCUUCAUCACCGCCACCCGCCAGGCCGCCGCUCGCGCCCACGCCUGGUCCCUCGAGCACCUCGAGCUCCACGUGCUCCCGUCGGCUGCCGCCGCCGCCGCCGAGCCGGAUGCCUUCGUCCUGCAGGGCCUCACCCUCGAGGGCGGCGCCGGCUGGCGCGAGGAUCGCCUGGCGAUCGUGCCGCAGCUGUUCACCGCCAUGCCCGACACGGCCUUUGUCUGGCGCCACACCCCCGACCUCGCCCGCGAGCCGAAGCCGACGACCCCGUCGGUCAACGUGCCGGUCUACAUCAACGGCAAGCGCACCGAGUUCCUCUUCGACGUAGACAUGCCCUCGCCGGCCGACGUCACGCCCGCCACGUGGUACCAGCGUGGUCUCGCCCUCACCGCCUGGGCACGCGACAGGACAUAA